AUGCCCGAUACUCUUGCCCGGGGUGACACUCCGAGCCCUGUUAGGGAUAUUACAAGGCGUGUUCAACAAAUGAGUGGCCCAUCAGGAAGCUUAGGGGUCACAACACCACGUUCUCUUGCUACUGGGGAUGGUUUGAGGGCAAUAGAGUCACCGCCACCGAAAACUGACUCCAGAACCGAGGAGCGUGUCAGCCAUCCGAGCCCUCAAGUGAUAGCACUGGGGGAGUUAGAGUUUGAUCAGAUUUUCCUCAUUCAUGUGUACCUUGCAGGCAAGAAGUUAGAGGAAGUAAUAGAGGAUGUAAACUACAUAAGGUAUUUGAAGUCUCUGCCCAUGGAUUGCUUCGAGCCAGAAAUCUGGAGCAGAUUUGGACACGAGUCUCUACCAGCAUCAGAUAGAAGAAAGAACCUUGAUCGGGACCCAAGCAAGACAAGACUGUACCACUGCAUUGUUGAGAAAAGACAUGAUUCCACAGUAACAAUUUUUAAGGGACCAUAUGUUGACAAUACAAGAACUUAUCUGCAAAAGAUUGUUAGUGACGACAAUGUUCUUAUCGUGAACUUUGCUGAUAUACCUGGGCUUACGAAUAGUGAUGACAACUUUGGUAUCUACUGCACUUAUUACCAUCAGGUUGUUGAAGAUGGUAUCCUUUUGGGUCUGCGUCGGUACCGCUUUUUGAUCUGCAAAGAUGGAGGGAAGGAGGACAAACAAAAAGAGGAAAAAAAGAAAGCAAAAAACAAGAAAUGCAGUCCUUCUGUUAGGUGCUUUUUUGUUCACACCGAGUCUGGAUGGGACAGGGAUUAUCCCUAUAUCCUCUCUGGUUGCACAAUUGAUCAAGCUCGUAGGCGCUUUAUGCACAUACACACUGCUCCCACUGUGUCGAAAUAUCUGACCAGGUUUUCUUUGAUAUUAUCCAAAACUAUCACCUUAGAUGUUAACUUCUCGGAGGUUAAUGUUAUAAUAAUUGAAGAUGAACCUUGUAAGGAUGAACAUGGUAACAUUGUUACUAAUGAUGAUGGGGAGCCCUUAAUACACACUGACGGGACCGGCCUAAUCAUUUGAUUUAGCUAUGAAAUGCCUGGCCAGUGUCUUCAAGGGAAACUUUUUGAAGGGACAGGAGCUGCAGGAUACAGUGGAUCCAGAGAAGCAUCGAUAUCUCAUCUCAUAUCCUCUUCUAAUACAGUUCCGUAUGUUCUAUAAUGGAAAUGCAGUAAAGGGAACCGUUCUAGCUGAUAAAAGGAUGCUGUACAAGGCCGAGGAGUUUGAGUACAGCCAGAGGGAGCGCAUUGAUCUCUUCAACGAGGCCUGUGCUGUGUACCAGGUGGUGUACCAGCACGCGACAUCCUGCAACGAGGUCAGCAAGUGCGGCUUCGUUUGGAAGGUGGCCGGCCGCGCGCUGUGCCAGCUGUACACGCUGAAGCACAGCGGCGACACCGUGCUCUGCUCCUUCUCCAUUCUUGAGGGCGCUUUCAAGAACAACCACCGCCCAUAGCGCCUAGCGCUUUGCGUAGUGGGAAUGCCUUAUUUUGUGUGUCAAGCUGAUGGUGGGAGCAGCACUUUGUAGUGAUGCUAUUAGGCGAUGCACAGCAGACCUAUUGGCUACAAUUCACCUGCAUCUGUUGCAGAGGACUGUAUGUAUGGUAUGUAUCCCUCCUGGAAGAUCUUAAUGGUGUAUGUAUAUACUAGUCUGAAUCUGAACUAGUCUGUAUGUAUGGUAUGUGUCGCUCCUGGAAGAUCUUGAUGGUGUAUGUAUAUACUAGUCUGAAUCU
Messenger RNA from Panicum hallii, 1766 nucleotides. RefSeq names its product probable RNA-dependent RNA polymerase 3. Gene Ontology annotation, biological process: siRNA processing. NCBI's taxonomy places the organism in Eukaryota, Viridiplantae, Streptophyta, Magnoliopsida, Poales, Poaceae. The record is from RefSeq and is a predicted model, not a curated record. Bases 1 to 1059 code for a protein of 352 amino acids. Gene Ontology annotation, cellular component: nuclear RNA-directed RNA polymerase complex. The transcript has 10 exons. Gene Ontology annotation, molecular function: RNA-directed RNA polymerase activity.